This is a messenger RNA of Triticum urartu, 648 nucleotides long. RefSeq names its product putative germin-like protein 9-2. The record is from RefSeq and is a predicted model, not a curated record. Gene Ontology annotation, molecular function: manganese ion binding. Lineage: Eukaryota; Viridiplantae; Streptophyta; Magnoliopsida; Poales; Poaceae.
AUGGUAUCCAUGAACUACUACUCCUUGGUGUUGGUGGUAGUUGCAUUGGUCUGGGCACUGGCUGCCGUGGCCGGCGACCCAGACAUCCUUGGUGACUUCAUCGUGCCGGCGCCGAUGGUUGGCAUGCCGCCGACGAACAUCACCAGUGACUUCUUCACCUACACCGACUUCCUUGCCGCAAAGGAGUACAUGCCGUGGCCUCCACAGUAUUUCAUUGUGAUCAAGGCCAAUAUGGAGGUGUUCCCUGCGCUCAACGGGCAGAGCGUGUCCUAUGCCAUGCUUGUGUUUCCCUCCAGAUACGUCAACCCACCACACACCCAUCAGCGCGCCGCUGAGUUGCUGUUUGUCCAAAGCGGUGCGCUCUCCGUCGGAUUUGUUGACACUGCCGGUAAGCUCUACACACAGGUCCUCGUGGCAGGUGACAUAUUUGUGUUCCCCAAGGGCCUCGUGCACUACCAGUACAACCAGGGCCCCAACCCUGCCACCGCGUUCUCGGCCUUUGGCAGUGCCGCCCCGGGCACCGUGAAUGUGCCUGCCUCCGUGUUCGGCACCGGCAUUGACGACGCCGUGCUUGCCAAGUCAUUCAAGACUGACUUUUGGACGGUGCAGAAGCUCAAGGCAGCGCUCACUCCACCACCCAAGAAGUGA